This is a messenger RNA of Didymodactylos carnosus, 423 nucleotides long. Lineage: Eukaryota; Metazoa; Rotifera; Eurotatoria; Philodinida; Philodinidae. The record is from the annotation of a GenBank genome assembly.
AUGUGUUGUAAUCUAAUGCGUAGUAGAAUUAAGUUUGAUAUAUUUGAAUUUAUUGGUAUAAAACAGCUAUUAUACUCAUGCUCUUCAACAUCAACCAAUUGUCCAUUGUCAAUGGCAAAUGCACCACGAACAACUGGCUCAUCUCAGUUAAUAACAACUGGUUUAUUUCAGUUAUGUCGCCAUCCAUUAUAUUUAUUUACAUUUCUUGCCGUCACAGUGUCACCAACAGUAUCGUUGGAUCGACUCUUAUUUGCUAUAUAUUCAUGUGCUUAUCUAUCAAUUGGAAUACCAAUUGAAGAAAAAAAAUUAAAAAUGAUAUUUGGUGAAGCAUAUGUUGAAGAUAGAAAAAAUACUCCAGCUAUUAUACCAGAUUUAUUCAGCCUUGGUACUCGAAAAUCUAAAACAAAAUACGUGUCUACUUGA